This is a messenger RNA of Aspergillus uvarum CBS 121591, 768 nucleotides long. RefSeq lists its product as uncharacterized. The record is from RefSeq and is a predicted model, not a curated record. Bases 1 to 768 code for a protein of 255 amino acids. Lineage: Eukaryota; Fungi; Ascomycota; Eurotiomycetes; Eurotiales; Aspergillaceae. Gene Ontology annotation, molecular function: flavin adenine dinucleotide binding. The transcript has 4 exons.
AUGACUGACGAUCUCGCGAGGCAACGACUGCAGAAACUCGCUGGGUUCUUCGCAAACAAUCCAUCCAUCCAAUAUGUCACCCCGUCCUCGCCCAAGUAUGCAGAGCUGUGCGCGGCAUAUGUGUCUCUGCCCGACCUAAAUCCCCUUGCCAUCGCUCGUCCAUCUACCGUGGAGGCCGCGGUUUCUGUGGUGUCCUUUGUGGUGGCUAACGACAUCCCAUUCACAGAGUUCUCGACCGCGCGGAUCGGCGAAGGCAUCCUCGGGGGAGAUAUGAUCCGUGCGCUGCAGAAGCAUGGGCUGACCGCCGCAGUUGGGACGAUCUCCUCGGUCGGAUACGCCGGCUGGGCGAUGUGUGGUGGCUAUGGACCGGGGAGCUGGUGGACGCCGAUGCGGAGCUACUUAGGGCCCUCCGUGGCGCGGGGCGAGCAUUCGGGGUUGUCCUCGUCGAGCUCACAAUUCCGGCACCGCCUUGAUCAAACCCUCGACGGCGCCAUUGCAUUCCAGUCCGAUAAUCUCCCUGCAGUCAUCCGACAGUACAAUUCGGGCUACCAGGCCUUAAGUGCCGAAGGGAUUCCUGCAGAGCUCACUCUGCAACAGAGUAUCCUCAACCUCCCCCACGGUAAGACAUUGGUUGUCCUGUUCGUGUGGGCGUCCUCGGACAUCGAGACUGGACAAUCAUGGGCCGAGAAGAUUUGCGCUCUGGCUCCGGUGACUCACUACGCCGUCCAACCAACAACGCCCCUUACCUAUCUGACCGACACAGAUUGA